Molecule: messenger RNA, 2131 nt
Organism: Zophobas morio
Lineage: Eukaryota; Metazoa; Arthropoda; Insecta; Coleoptera; Tenebrionidae
Product: phospholipid-transporting ATPase ABCA3-like
Exons: 10
Coding region: 29-2131 (700 amino acids)
Biological process (GO): transmembrane transport; lipid transport
Cellular component (GO): intracellular membrane-bounded organelle; membrane
Molecular function (GO): ABC-type transporter activity; ATP hydrolysis activity; lipid carrier activity
Source: RefSeq, a predicted model, not a curated record
ACAACUGUUUUGCAAAAAUUUAUGAACUAUGGCAAAGCUGCUAAGAAAAUUUGCGCUGCUGAUGUGGAAAAACUGGCUCGUGCUGAAGCGACAUCCUUGGGUUCUAAUCGGCGAGAUCAUUUACGUUCUGUCCGUACUAGUUUUAAUAUAUCUUCUCCGAAGAGAUUAUAGUGUUUCCGAGCAGGAGACCUACUAUGGGUACCCGCAGGAAUUGGACUGGCGCUCUUUCACAAGUUCUGGAUGCGCUUCAGGCGAUUCUAAACAAAUCGCUUACUCUCCAACCAGCCCCUUAUUGCACCGAAUGAUGGUGUCAAGUUGCACCAGGGAAAAUUUAACGAUUCUGGAAUUUGACACGAAAGCAGAGUUGUCGGAAAAGAUCAGUACAGACAAUCAAUUCGUAGCUGGUUUGAAUGUUGCUUUAGAAUUUAGCGACAAUUUGCGCGGAAUCAACGAGAGCAAGGAUGUCCCUGAUGAUGUGGAAGUUACUAUAAGACUACCUCACAAGAUAGACAUUUCAGACAAGUGGUAUUCGGAUCGUCUGUACUCAUAUGUAAGUAAUAUGUGGGGGAGCUCAGGACAAUAUGCAUACGAGCGGAAGUUUUUAAGAUUACAAAGUUAUAUAAUGUUCUUCUUGGCGCAUGACGUUGAUUAUAUUGAAAAUUUUCCAACGGACAACACAAUAGUUUCUGUUUCCUUUCCACGUCCAGCCAUAUUGUACGAUGAAUUUUUUGGCGAAGAAAACCUAUCCGAACCGACUUUUAUUGCACUCAUAAUCUGUCUCUUCGUCUAUAACCACCUCGUUACAAUUAAAAAGGUCGCAUCAGAAAAAGAGAAACAAUUAAAAGAAUCGAUGAAAAUAAUGGGUCUCCCCGGAUGGUUGCAGUGGCUGUGCUGGUUCCUCCAAGCUUUGUUAUUCAACACCGUCUACAUAGUCCUCCUGCUAUGCAUGUACACUUACAUCGACCCUCCCAUAUUCGUUUACUCGAACGGUUGCAUAUUAUUCUUGUUCUUCUUUCUCUACGCGUUCAGUUUAAUCAGUCUUGCGUUUCUGAUCAGCACUCUGUUCGCAAAAGCCAACGCCAACGUCCUCAUCGGAUGCUUCAUCUUGCUCAUUGCUAUCUUUGCAUACUACUCCAUGGUGAACAGACCAGAGGAAAAAGGCGCUUCGGCACCGAUAGUACUACUGACGAGUCUGUUGCCUACUUCGGCACUAGGUUUCGGAAUGCAGAUCAUUUUUAUCUACGAAAGGAUUCAAAAAGGAGUCAACUGGCACAACGUUGCUACUAAACCAAUUCCGCUAGACGUAUCGCUUCGGGACAUAAUGUUGAUGUUGCUAGCAGAUGCAAUUCUGUACAUGUGCCUGGCUCUGUACAUAGAAAUAGUCUUUCCUGGUGAAUAUGGCGUACCGCAGCCUUGGUACUUUCUGUGUUUGCGUUCCACCUGGACAAGCAAGCCUACCUAUCUCAGAAGAAGACAGGUAGAGCAGUCCGCCACAUCUAAUCGGGAAAGCUUCGAACAAGUCGCCGGCAACAGACCGGUGGGGAUACAGCUGGUGAAUCUGACGAAAACGUUCGGAAGCCACCAAGCCAUCAAAAAUUUAAAUUUGGAAUUCUACCAAGGCCAACUCACUGUUCUGGUGGGUCACAACGGCGCUGGCAAAACUACGACCUUGAACGCGAUCACGGGAAUGUUACCUCCGAGCGGAGGAACGGUGUACGUUAAUGGCUACGACGUAAGGAAAAACAUCACGAAGGUUCGAGACGGGAUGGGACUUUGCCUCGAACACAACGUUCUCUUCGACGAAUUGACCGUUACCGAGCAUCUGCUUUUUUUUUCUAAACUCAAAGGACUGGAUGGUAAAGAGGCGGUAAGUGACGUUGACAAAUACGUCAAGGCGCUGCAGCUGGAGGAAAAAAGAAACAGUUAUCCAAGGACAUUGUCGGGAGGGAUGAAGAGGAAAGUAAGUGUAGCUGCAGCGCUCUGUGGACCGACGAAAGUGGUGAUUCUGGACGAACCCACCAAAGGCAUGGACCCGUCAUCGAGGAGGGAGGUUUGGAAUUUAUUACAAGAAAUAAAAGGAGCUAUAUCCCGUCCUCUCUGCAUGUGGCACUGGACCCUCGAGUUAUGUUGA